This is a messenger RNA of Suillus bovinus, 906 nucleotides long. RefSeq lists its product as uncharacterized. The record is from RefSeq and is a predicted model, not a curated record. The coding region runs from base 1 to 906 and encodes 301 amino acids. NCBI's taxonomy places the organism in Eukaryota, Fungi, Basidiomycota, Agaricomycetes, Boletales, Suillaceae. The transcript is spliced from 2 exons.
AUGUAUAAGACGAAGCACGACCUAGGGAGUCCUAAUUACAAUCUCAACACUCCCAAGAUACCCCCCAAGGCGCUUCCACAGUCGCCACCACUCAUGCCCCCUCCGAGUCGUUCUUUUAGCAGGGCCGAGCAUCGUUCGUUCACAAUGCCAAAGCUCUCUCUUUCGAGCUCAAUGUCACGGGCGCACACGCCCAAAUCUUCCACACCACAGCCCCUCAAGUCCAUCCUGAAGGGCAAGACUUCCCCUCCUCGUGACUCAUAUGAAAGCGAUGGAGAAGUUACUGCCGCCAAGAAAGGUUCGCGGAAUAAUGAUGUAUACACAGUGCCCAACUCCCUUCCGCAACAUGCGCACUUGGGUCCCAUGAAGGGUCCCGCACUAAACCUUCACUGGAAGCUGCUCCCCUACCAUCCAAAGCGAUCAAAGCGAUUUCUUCACUUCGAUGUUGCUUUCCCAACUCACGACAUCGAGUUCAGACAGAACUCGUCUUACGGUGUUCAACGAACAAGCUUGUCUGAUGCCGACUUUGAUAAGUCGGCUGCAGAUGAAAAGUUGGUCAAGAUGACCAUCAACUUUCAGCGAGGUCCAUUCGAGUGGGAUAUCGACGUGAAGCGUGAUAAAGGCAUUCGUGUCCGCGAUGUCUUUGAGGCGAUAUAUGCGGCUUUCGACGUACCGCUCACUCCUCAUGAGAAAAGCUUAAUCCCGCACCACCGCCGUGCGGUAUAUGAAGAGGCAUUCAGGCUUCGCUGCAAGUUAGCGCCAGGGCUUCCUAUCGUCGAACAGCGCAAAGGCUGGAAGCGCGUAGACACGCUUCUGCACGAGACCCUCUUCCGUGGUCUGACGCAGCCGAAGUCAGGAGGAGACUGGGUAUUGAAUCUCAGCGGGUCGGUACCCGUGAACAGCCACUGA